UUAUUUAACGUUUAAUUCACUUUCAUUUUCAUUCUCUGUGCUGACUAACAGUGGCUUAUCGUCGUUUCGACGACGAAAACAACAGGAUCUCUUCUUUAGUGUCGUAUUUAUAUCCCGCGAUAUCCAGUGGGACAAAGUUUAUUAAAAACAGGUUUUUUAAAGUUUUGCACUUAUAAGAUUACUCGAAACUAUUAUUCUGCAACAAUGACUUCCUUAGACAUGAGUCCCGCGUCCAAAAAACAGGUGGAUGGAUUCGCUCAGAAAAUUACCAAGGAGGCUGAACAGUUGGUGUCAAACUUCUUCCCUAAGAAGAUUGCAGAAAUGGACGAUCUGUUACAGGCAUCCCUUAGUUUGAAGGAUUUGUCUGUCAUCAAGGCUCCUUUGGAUAUUCCAAUCCCUGACCCAGUUAAAGAAGAGCUCAAGAGGAAGAAGAAAGAAGAGAAAGCAGCUAAAGAGGGAAAGAAGGAUGACAAGAAGGACGACAAGAAGGAUGAAGAAAGCGACGAAGGUCCUCCCUGUGGUCCUGUGGCCUGCAAUGAGACAGUAGAGAAACUCCUGAAACGGAUCAAGCCUGAAAUUCAAACUCUAAAAGAGUGUCUUAACACGGUGUCAAUGUGGUUGCAGCUACUGAUCCCCAAAAUUGAAGAUGGAAACAAUUUUGGAGUUGCCGUACAGGAAAAAGUAUUUGAAAUGCUUACCAAUACUCGUACCAAGAUUGAGGGAUUCCAGACACAGAUUUCCAAAUACUACAGUGAGAGGGGAGAUGCUGUAGCCAAAGCCGCUAAACAGCCACAUGUGGGAGAUUACAGACAGCUCGUGCAUGAACUGGAUCAGUACCAGUACAGUGAGUUACGCAUCGCAGUCCUGGAGAUUCGUAACACUUACGCUGUGUUGUAUGAUGUCAUCACCAAGAAUGUUGACAAGAUUAAGAAACCCAGAGGAGAUUCAUCUUCAAAAGCACUCAUCUACUGAAAACUUCAGGCAAUAUGCAUCGCAACACGUCAUAUUAAAUUUCACAGUAAUACUGCAUUGACUCAGCUUUAAUUUCAUGCAUCAGAAAAGAAAUCCACUGUGUUACAGUUUUUACACAAUAAAAUGGUGAUAAAAUGGUA
Molecule: messenger RNA, 1112 nt
Organism: Paramisgurnus dabryanus
Lineage: Eukaryota; Metazoa; Chordata; Actinopteri; Cypriniformes; Cobitidae
Gene: psme1
Product: proteasome activator subunit 1
Biological process (GO): positive regulation of endopeptidase activity; regulation of G1/S transition of mitotic cell cycle; regulation of proteasomal protein catabolic process
Cellular component (GO): cytoplasm; nucleoplasm; proteasome activator complex
Molecular function (GO): endopeptidase activator activity
Source: RefSeq, a predicted model, not a curated record